Messenger RNA from Bombina bombina (fire-bellied toad), 1213 nucleotides. RefSeq names its product tyrosyl-DNA phosphodiesterase 2 (gene TDP2). The record is from RefSeq and is a predicted model, not a curated record. The coding region runs from base 27 to 1136 and encodes 369 amino acids. Lineage: Eukaryota; Metazoa; Chordata; Amphibia; Anura; Bombinatoridae. Gene Ontology annotation, cellular component: cytoplasm; PML body. The transcript is spliced from 7 exons. Gene Ontology annotation, biological process: double-strand break repair. Gene Ontology annotation, molecular function: protein binding; single-stranded DNA binding; 5'-tyrosyl-DNA phosphodiesterase activity.
GUGUAUGUUAGUAGUCAGCGCUUGCAAUGGAAAGUGAUGGGACCGUGGUGAUGAUGAACGGAGAGGCAGAUGAUCUGGUCGCUGACAGGAAUAACAAAUGUUUGGAGUUUGCCAGCAUCGCAGCAUGUGACCAGGCAGUAGCACAAUGUUAUCUGGCCGAGAACGAUUGGGACAUGCAAAGGGCACUCCACUCAUAUUUUGAGCCUGUAGUAGAACCUUUAUCACAAGAAGGCGCUAAAGUUGAAGAAAGCGUCUUAUCAUUGGAACCAACGAUGCCUGCAACCUCAUCUGACACAUGCGUUGACCUGACCAGUGAUGAUGUGCUUGUAGUUAAAUCUGUUCCAGUAGCUAAUACAUCAACAGUGACACAAGAAGACGAGAGUCGCUUUUCUUUCGUUACAUGGAAUAUAGAUGGACUUGAUCAGUCAAACCUUUCAGAAAGAGCCAGAGGUGUUUGUUCUUAUUUAGCUCUGUACAGUCCAGAUGUAAUAUUUUUGCAAGAGGUUAUUCCACCAUACUUUGAAUACCUAAAGAAGCGAGCGGUUAGCUAUAACAUUAUCACAGGAGAUGAAGAUGGCUAUUUCACUGCUAUAAUGCUGAAAAAAUCCAGAGUAAAGAUAAUAAGCCGGGAGAUUGUAACCUACCCAACCACAUCCAUGAUGAGAAACUUGCUUAUAGCAAAUGUAACAAUCUCUGGCACUAAUAUAUGCCUAAUGACCUCUCAUCUUGAGAGCACCAAAGAACAUUCACAAGAACGUUUAAAACAGCUACAGGUGGUGCUGGAAAAGAUGCAGGAGGUACCACCAUCUACAACUGUAAUAUUUGGUGGCGAUACAAACCUGAGAGAUACAGAGGUUACAAAAUUAGGUGGCCUACCAAGUAAUAUACUUGACGUUUGGGAGUUUUUGGGAAAACCAGAGCACUGUCGUUACACAUGGGAUACAAAAGUCAACAACAAUCUUGGGGCCCGCUACACCUGCAGAUUGCGCUUUGAUCGGAUACUGUAUCGAGCUGCUGUUGAUGGGGGACAGGUGAUUCCUCAGUCUCUGGACCUCAUUGGUUUAGAAAAAUUGGACUGUGGGAGGUUUCCAAGUGAUCACUGGGGCCUGUUGUGUGAUUUUGAUGUGAUCUUGUAAAUCAACCAGAAUGUUAGGGGUGGGUAUUUUAAUAAAUGUAAAAUUACAUAUUUUAAUUAAACAUUUUUUUAUUAAUA